CGUUUGCCCAAAGUCGAUCUAUCCUUUUUACUCCGGGAUUAGACUUCUGAUACGAUUUAUAGGGCCUUGAAAUAUUUCUCGGAGCAAUUCCAAUAAGGUUUAGCUAGGAUUUCAUGAUAGUGAUUAUCAGGGAAUAUCCUUGGAUGUUCUGAGAAUUCUGCAAUUUUCCUUUCACCUUCCACUCCUAGUUGGAUACGGGCUUAAUAUUCGUCUUUGGGGGAAAAAACUGGUUAGUUGAAGUCGAAUCUUGCUUGUUUGCAGGUGCAUAAUAGUAAUCUUCAACAAUGAAGACACUUGUGAUUGUGGAGCGGCGAGUUGUACAGGCCUUCGUGGUGGUGGUUCCUUUCGUUCUUGGAGCCUUGUGUUUUGGCUUACACCUCCGUGCAUGUGCAGCGAAACACUUGGAACACAAAACAACUGAAGAAUCUGUGAUUCAGGCGCGAUUCCUGGAUGAUUUGAACGUUUCUUCGACGCAACUUAUUCAAGAGAACGUAACAUCAACUUCCGAAACGCCAAUAAUAAUAAGGAUCGAAUCCACGGAACCUACACAAGGAGAUUCAAUCACUGAUGAUGAUGAUGCGAUUCUGAUGACGACACAAGACGAUGACGCAACCGACAUUCCGGAGACAACGGAAAAACCGACUUCACUAUUCAAAAGCUUUUUCACAUUCGUUACUCAAAACCUGUUGCAUCCCCGUCUGAACUCCGUGUUCAAGUCUUCAUCCAUUUCCCCGAUCGUAGCCAUCGGAGUUAUAAUUUUUGACGUUUUGUUCGCCCUUUUGCCAUGGAUGCUUCUCCCCGUGUUGACUAGGAAAAGUUUCGGCUCCCCCGAACAACCAGAGGUGACCUCUACCAUUACUCCCAUCAUGAACUCGUUCGAUUACCCCGAAUUUCCGCGGCAUUACGAUUAUGCCCCAGAACAGCCACUCAAUUUCUUGCAGUCUCGCAACAACGUGAACAAUCAGGAAAAUUUGUUUCAAGACAGGAUGUCGAGUGGGCUUUCCGAAAUGUUUGAGAACCGCGAUGAAGUGGAAAUGACCACCGAAGACGACGGACAAAUCAAGUUCAACUGGUUCCACUUCUGGCCCCAGUUGGACUUCUUCCUCCUGCCGAGAAUCCAGCGAACAAAACGGGAUUUGGACAGUGACCCGAAGAAAACCGUUGUAACGCGAGAACGUCCAGAUUACAGCCACUUCGGCCCGUUCUACGACAACUUCUCAGACUUGAGAAAGUGGCGAAAGAAACAAGUGAAAAGGAGAAGAGUCGUCGAAAAAUACCUCGACGACUUCUAUCACACAGUCGAUGACCACAUUUAUUGGGUUCAUCAGCAUCCCAAGAGGGGCUACAAAGACUACGUUUACAUACCGUAUCAGCCGAGUCCAGACAAGGAAAUCAGGAAGCGAAAGAAGAAGAAGAAGGUUUCCGGGGAUAAUCUUGUCAUUGGUUGA
Messenger RNA from Notodromas monacha, 1448 nucleotides. NCBI's taxonomy places the organism in Eukaryota, Metazoa, Arthropoda, Ostracoda, Podocopida, Cyprididae. The record is from the annotation of a GenBank genome assembly.